Molecule: messenger RNA, 2839 nt
Organism: Coffea arabica (coffee)
Lineage: Eukaryota; Viridiplantae; Streptophyta; Magnoliopsida; Gentianales; Rubiaceae
Product: pentatricopeptide repeat-containing protein At5g66520
Biological process (GO): RNA modification
Molecular function (GO): RNA binding; protein binding
Source: RefSeq, a predicted model, not a curated record
CUAAUCCACAAGAAAUCGCACAUUUGAUUAUUAAAAUUAGUACUUAUAAAUUAAAUGGCUUCGAAUUAUUCCGUUGCGAACUUGCAGGUUUUUGAAUUCAAAACCCCCUCCAAAAAAUUUCUUUACUGCCUGAGCUAAAUGUGGUAUUGAUUUCCACGAUGAAUUGAUCUUCUGCGCUUCACUUCUUGAUGGACGUGUAUUGGUAGCAAAGCUAUGCUAGCAAGCCUCUCAAACCUACUCUCGAAGCAGCCCACACAAGCGAUCCCCACUGCUCAAUUUUUUUGGGUUUUCAGAAAUUUAAAUUCAUGGGCUGCGGCCAUAAGAAAGGCCUCGUCGUCUCAUGAAGCAUUGAAGAUUUAUACCCAGAUGCAACAGAAAAGAGUACCCUUUGAUAGCUUUUCUAUACUCUUUACUCUUAAAUCAUGCACAGUAUUGAGUAAUCUUCCUCUUGUACGCCAUUUUCACGCACACAUUGUUAAGAUAGGCUUUAGUUCCCAUGUUUAUGUAGCCACCUCGCUGCUGAAUGCGUAUGUCGUGGCCUGUUUUGAAGAUGCGUGUUACCUGUUUGAUGAAAUGCCUGAGAGAAAUAUUGUCACGUGGAAUACGAUGAUCACGGGCUAUUCACGUUAUGGGGAGUUGGGCAAAGCACGUGUAGUGUUUGAUCAAAUGCCGGCGAGGGAUCCUUCAUCAUGGUCAGCGGUUAUUUCUGGGUACAUGGGCAAUUGCCUUUGGGAUGAUGGUUUGGCCCUUUUUCGUGAAAUGGUGGUGACUGAAGGACUGAGGCCUGAUCAAGUGGUCAUUGGUUCAGUUUUACCAGGGUGUGGUCACAUGGGUUCGGUUGGUUUGGUGUUUGGCAAGUCAAUACAUGGAUUUGUGAUUAAGAAUAAGUGGGAACUGGAUGUGGAAUUAGGUACAUGUUUAGUUGAUAUGUAUGCAAAAUGUGGAUUCUUGAAGGAUGCCUGUUUGGUUUUUGAAAUGAUGACCUAUAGGAAUGUGGUGGCUUGGACAGCUUUAAUAUGUGGUUUUGCACAGCACGGUUGUGGAGCAGAUGUAUUCUUGAUAUUUCAGAGGAUGAGGGAAUGUGAUGUGAAGCCUAAUGAGUUGACUUUUACAGGGUUACUGAGUGCUUGUGCACAGGCAGGAUUGGUGGAAGAGGGUCGGGGAUACUUUAGAAUGAUUGAAGAGUAUGGGCUGAGGCCGAGAAUGCAACAUUACGGUUGCAUGGUUGAUUUAUUUGGAAAAGCAGGGUUGUUGGGUGAAGCUUAUGAGAUUAUAAGGGCAAUGCCAUCUGAGCCAAAUGUUGUUAUUUGGGGAUCAUUUUUGGCAUCUUGUAAGUUGCAUAAACAGUUUGAGAUGGCUGAGAGAGUAAUUGACCGGGUAAUGAGGACAGUUAGACCUGAGAAUGAUGGAGGUGUGUAUACUCUCAUUUCUGAUUUGUAUGUCUUGAAUGGUAACUGGGGUGAGGCUGAAAGGGUCAGAAGAUUGAUGCUGAACCAAAGCGUUAGAAAGGUUAGAGGAUCAAGUUUUAUCAGAAGUGGAACAAUCUGAAUUGCUAAACUCUUGUUUCCCAUCCAAGUAAACCGGCACCCUGGUGGUUGUAAAGUUUUACAAGGAAGAAGAAAAUUUUUUGAAAGUUCUUGAAGAAACGUAAGAUAAAUUCCUUUAUUAAUUAACAACAUUAAGGACAAAAAAUAAGAGAUUUCCGUAUGGGGAACUUCUAUUCUUUUUGCACAAGGAAUAAACACGGACACAUGCAGAUGCACACAAAACAUUCCCCACAGAAGUGUGAGGAAAUUGACAGAACAGUUGGGGGAAAAUUGCGCCACUUCUCCAGUCUUUCCAAUUGAUACUGACCUCGUCCCUGACGUCACACAUUUUGCUUGUUUCUCCAUCUGUAUGGCUUCCCGAAUAUAGCUACCUUCAACAAAAUUCCACAGAACAUUCUUCAAUAUUCAGUUUCAAUUGUUAAGCAUGGCUGUGUAGCUUGGACCACAGAUGAGAAUGAACACAUGCUAUGUUGCAGCAGCCAUGAACUUUUCCUGAGGCUCUUCCUGUCUAGCUUUAUGAUCUGGCCUCGCUUUCAUAAUGUUUUCUGCCUUACCAGAAAAUUGUAGUUACCAACACUGGGAUGGAGGUGAGGGCAUCACUAUGAGCCAUUCCAGAACUCCUUGCUGUACAAGUUUGCAAAAUUUUUAUAAAAUGUGCACGUAUGUUUAGCAAUCUUUGCAUGACUUUAGAUUGUACUGGUUAAAUGCUGUGUCAUAUGCAUAUGCGUGAGUUAGUGUUCCCCAUUUUUGUAGCACUCUUCUGUCUCUCUGGUUCAUGAAGCCAAGAUCUCCUGUUUAUUUGUAAUAGACUUUCUUCUAUUUCGUUGGAUAUUGCUCGUGAUGACAUGUACAGUAUGAUAUACCACAUGCUAUUAAAUGGUGUCCUUCCUGAGUCUAUGUUAUUGUACGUAAUUGCCUACUACAAUGUAGGUUUCUGACUCUAUACCCGUCCAUAUGAUCCCGAAAAUGCAGAAACCAACGGUGCCAACUAAGCUACCAAAUGGGUAAUUGGCCAGGAGAAGGCUAAGGAUUGUGUUAAAAGGUCAUUGUAAGUCGUAUAUUAGAUUCAUCUUGUACUUUACUUUGUAUACCUUAUGCUUGUUCUUUUCUAUGUAAAGAAAUUCCAUUAAAGGAAAAAGGCAUUGUUGGGACUGCCUUUUGUCUGUUUUCAUUCAUUAUUGGCUUUAAAUUUUGAGUUGGUAUCCUUUACGAGGUGUUUGCAAAAUUAUGUAUAGCAGUACAUAUUCUCAAAAUCAUACAACUUGAAUGGAAAUGAAGACUAGGUUAACCAA